AUGUGGAGAUCUCUGCGCAAGUCGUACGCUUUAUUCAGCUGCUGCACUUCUUUCUGCGCGUCAGCAUCAACAUCGUCGGCACAUGCAGGAGAAACGAAGGGAAAUCGCUUUAGAUCCCCGGCGAGCGUUGGCAGCAGCACGGGGGGUUCACAGCAGCGAGAGGCAAAUCCAUACAAGUCAUGGGAGCACUUGAAUCAUAAGUGGCUUCUUAUGAUGUGCGUCGGCUGUCUUGCGGGGGGGCUUGCCGCCGGCCAGGUUGUUGACGUGGACGAUAAUACACUGCGCCCGCCUUUUUUGAAGGAAUCUGUGCUUGCAGACAUUGCCAAAACGUUUGAGUUUCGUCCUGAUUUGGCGGCCACAAGCAUCCGCGUUGCCUUCAUCCUUGCCGCCCGCCGCGCGGGGUUUGCUACAGACAACAUUGAUGAGUCUUGCGCUGUUGUCAGUGGCCUAGAGGACAUUGCUGGUGUGCUGCGCCAUCUUUCAACUGUGCACGGUCUUUCGACGGAAGACGCCGCGUCUCUUUUGGCGGUGGCUGCCGUAAAGUUUUUAAAGGGGCCCUGUGACGUCAUUGAAAGCAACUGGCGGUGGGGGCGAAAUGACACGGACACCACACUCCCGCGGAAAAAGCAACUUGCCGAGGCUGACUCCGGCCUUAUUGCGCUGCCGACCAUUCUUGAGGGGCUCGGUGGCCUCACAGAUGAGGAGAGCGUUGCCCUCAUGGCGUGCCACGGCGUCGGGGAAUUCCACGAGCACGUAAGCGGCAUCGACGGCGUGUCACACAUUGGUAGUCAGUACAAACUCAGCAACGACUAUUACAAAUUUCUGUUGGCGAAUGAAAGGCGAUUCUUUGAGCUGGAAGUGCCUCGGACAGAGGAAAACAAGGUCAUCCAACGCCUCCCAAAGGACUUCGUCUGUGUUUAUGCACAUGUGGGAAAGAAACAAAAAAAGCGGCAAUGUGUCUUUAACCGACGCGAGGUGGAAGCCCUGUUACGCAAUAAAAAAUGGCGAAGUUUAACAGAACGAUACGCGACAGAUGAAGCGGCGUGGGCGGCGGCGUUUCAGUCGGCUUUUACGAAAAUGAUAGAAUGUCAUUUUAAGCGCCUCCGACCGUACAACAAGUCGUCCGAACAAAUGCAUACGGAAUGA
Molecule: messenger RNA, 1146 nt
Organism: Trypanosoma cruzi
Lineage: Eukaryota; Euglenozoa; Kinetoplastea; Trypanosomatida; Trypanosomatidae
Exons: 1
Coding region: 1-1146 (381 amino acids)
Biological process (GO): response to reactive oxygen species; hydrogen peroxide catabolic process; cellular response to oxidative stress
Molecular function (GO): heme binding; peroxidase activity
Source: RefSeq, a predicted model, not a curated record